Molecule: messenger RNA, 1426 nt
Organism: Pocillopora verrucosa
Lineage: Eukaryota; Metazoa; Cnidaria; Anthozoa; Scleractinia; Pocilloporidae
Product: protein Njmu-R1
Cellular component (GO): trans-Golgi network
Source: RefSeq, a predicted model, not a curated record
AGCAACUUUCAAAAUGGCGGACGAAGAAGCUAACACAAAUGAGAAUAUUGAACCAAAACAAAAAGAUUUUUACGGAUUCGCCCUGUACACGUACAAUGCACGCAGACCAAGGAGUGCUGAAGUUGAGGAAAAUAAAAACGGCCAAGACAGUGAAGAUGGAGCUGUGUCAAGCAAAAUUGUAGCUGAGGGAUCUGUGUCUGAUUUUCUUCGCAAGGAGGCGACAACUAAUUAUGAUUUUAGUCUAUCUCUUUUGAGCACAAAUUUGUCAGGAGAGCAGGAAACUGAACUAAGAACUUUCAUGGCCAAACGACUUGCCAGAGGAACAGUCUACAGUGGCAAUGGAAACAUCAAUGUACUUGAAAAUGUUUUUCCUGGUGAUUCAGCACUCUGCUAUUACUGUUUGCUGAGAGGUGGAAAGGAAAGUGGUGACAGCAUAGAACAACAAGACAUGGAUUCCCCUGGAUUUGGGAGUUUUCUAUCUAAGGAUUAUGUCAUCUGUCUUGUUUCUGGGAGUGAAAGUGGAUUAGACUUAUUUCAAAAAGAGCUUGAUGAAUACAGCAAAGGGCUUCUACCAUACAUUGACAAAUAUACCGAAUCAUUAGAUGUUCAAGAGAGCUUCAAGCAUCUAGAAUUUUGGUAUGAGGAAAAUGUUGAGUUUGUGUGUCGAUGCACAAGUCUAUUGAAGGAAGACCUGGCUGUUCUCAUAGGGCUGGGCCUUUUAGGUGGAAAUUUAGAGGUGCAGAGUGAUGAUGAAAAGCUUAAAAUGGACCUGAAAAUGUUUGUUGAUGCUUGUAGCAUGGUGAAUGUGUUGGGAACGUCAGUGGAUAUCCCCAUGGAUAUGGAAAACAAGAAACUAUCAAAGUGUUGCACAGCCAUACCUAGCAAAGUCACCUUGAAAGCAGAUGGUGGGGAGUAUGAGUUAAGCAGCAAAGUAAGUACGCGGUUUUGUAGAGAAUGGGCAAAAACCAUGUUGAGUGAAGCAGUGGACAACCCUGUCUUCCUUCGACAAGUGAUUGAGAACUACAAACUGAGGGUAAAUCACGAUUUGAAUACAUUGAAGAGACUCCUGAGACAGGCAGAGACUGAUCAUUAUGCUUUGUAUAGGUCGUAUGUGUUUCUCCUCAAAUGUGGAAAUGGCCCUAUUUUGCUCCGAAACGCCACAUUAGAGGCUCACUCUCUCUGUUCUGACGAUACACUCAAUAUAAUUAAAGUGCUAGAGGAGUACAUUGAGGAGAACGAUAACUUUGGAAUCAAAGCUCUGGCAGAGUGAACAGAAACAAUACAACGAAAUUCAAUUUCCUCUUUUGAGUGCACCUAGUCAGGCCCAGCCCAUCGAAAAUUUAUUCAAUCAAGAAUACUGUUACAAUUUUAAAACGGCUUGUAUUUAAUAUAUAUAUAUAUAUGUAUAUGUACUGUGGGAUUACGG